Symbiodinium sp. CCMP2456 is the source of this 3501-nucleotide messenger RNA. The record is from the annotation of a GenBank genome assembly. Lineage: Eukaryota; Dinophyceae; Suessiales; Symbiodiniaceae.
AUGGCGAGCGACAAGCAAGUCCUAGCAGCGAUAACCAUGAAGACUGGAGGCGAUGUUCGCUAUUUCGAGCUAAUUCAGCUGACUUGUGGAGAUGAUCGCCGAAAGUGUUAUGUCUGUGUCGGAAAGCACUCGCUAUUCUUCCUGAGGCAGGACCUGAAUGGGCCCAUCCAUGAUGGUGCAGAUGUCUACUACAGCUCUAUUGCCAAAAUACUCCAGGAUGAGAAUUCCGACCAGCACUGCCUGCUGUCAUUCACGGAAGAGCUACCAGGAUGGCCCUCCGACAGGUUGUUCCUGAAAGCCGAAAACCGCUCCCUCUUCUUGCGACACUUCCGAUGCAACUGGCAAACAGACCACAUGUGGCGGCUAGGUCGGGUGGUGAUUUUCCCAUUAAGCCUUUAUCCAAUUACGAAGGAGACUUCUUACGAUAAUUACGUCGCGCCGUACCAGGGAUAUCGCUGGACAAAGUUCCAGGGAUACCGCUUCAUGGUGCCGGAAGGUUUUGUUGACCAGGCCAACUCUAUUCAGGAAGAGGAGACUGGAGAGUAUGUGAACGAACAAGGCGUCAGCCUUGUUGUUCACGUGCAUGAGGCUUUUAGUCUAGAGCAGCUCGCGCAGAUGAAUCGGGACAACAUUCGAUGGGUCGCAGCAGACUACAAGAUGCAGCUAUGCGCUAACGAAGCGCAGUUCUACGUCUUGAAGAACGCGCCGCGGGACAAGCACAUGAAUCUUUCCGCGGAUGUCGCACAGUGGCACCAGUGGGAGCUGUUAAUCCGCACGCGAUCGGCAACGAUCAUUUGUCUCAUCAUGCGUCGGCAAUACAUUCCACCGGUUUGCUGCGCUGCACAAGACAUUGCUGUCCUCCUUCGCUGCCCGGAGGAAGAGUGGAAGCGUGCAGAGCUUCCUCUGGUGCUGGAAGCUUACCGGAUUGCUGAUUCGCUUUGCACGGACGCUCCGAACGUUUCAGUGUAUCGUGACAUGGUACAAGCCAAGCUGGACACGCUUCGGUUCAACGAAGAAGGGGCGGAAUGGGCAGCUGCGCACUUGAAGCUGAAGUCGUGCUGGGAGGUCGAGGCAGUGAGGUUUGUGAAGAGCCUUUGGAAGCUGUACUGCGAUGACAAGGUGGAAGGCUACGACCCUCAAGUCCUCGAGCUUUCCGCUCAAGAAGUGCUGGUGGAUGCAGGCCCUGAGGAUCAAUGGGGCCAGCUGGAAUGCAUUGACAAUUUUCACGACUUCUUCCUCAAGCUUAUGAAGGAGGGAGAGGGUCUUCCGUCAGGCGUUCAGGCGGAGGCCCUUGACGAAGAGGCCAAACUUAAGAUCCAGCACAGCUGGCUUGCCCGCAUUGCCCGCUACUUUGCUUGGGCGGUCGAUGGUGGGCUCUUGGGGGCACGGUUCAACUUGGACCUGAUGAUCGAAGGACUUUCUGCACUGACAGAAGAGAGCUACAAAAAGGCCUAUGCCGCAUUCUUGUUCCUCUUGCAUCUUCGAACCCGCGACAUGACCAAGCCAUUCUUGGAAGUGAGCCUGACGCAGCAGAUGAGGGGUCGAAAUUUGAGCCAGUGGACCUUCAACGACAGGGUAAUGCUGGCAGUCCUUAGCACCGACUUCCUCAAGAAGCAGAUAGGGAAGGGUCGGGACGCGGAUUAUUUUCGCUGCCUGGCAAACCUGUUGGAGGCGGGCUGUGGGGUGACUCUGAAGGCAUACAUCUGCAGGUUGUUCAUGGAGAUGAAAGCAUCGCGGGAAGCAGAUACAAAGAAGGAUGACGACUCCUCUGCAAACCUCAUCGUUGUUCCUGCGAUGCUCUCCUUGCUCAGGACGGGGGGAAGUUUCCUCGCCACGUAUGCUUCCGCGGCCUUGGUAAAUUUGAGCAGUGGGAACCAGGCAGUGAAGAUGCUCCUCAUGGGCCAGGGGAUGGCGAAGCUGGCAGUGCAGAACAUGCAAGCCAAGGAAGAUGACCUCAGCUAUUACACCUUGAUGCUAAUGGUGAAUUUGACGAAGGAGCCUCAUAAUCGCAGCGUCAUCGCUUCAGCAGGUCUUAUACCGAUCCUCUACGACAUAAUGACUUCUUCGUAUGCGCAGGUCCGGCCUACCGGCAAAAAGGCACAAAGAAUGAGUGCAGCGGCCUUGGGAAGCAUCGCCAAGGAAAGACUGCUCACUCAAACCUGUAUUGUCAUCGGCCAAUUCUGCAACGACGACCGCUUCCGGGAGCAGUUCAUCGACAUCUACCCCCACACUGCGAAGUGCUUGAUGUACAUCUUCAACACUGUCCGGAUGGGGUGCACGCUGUGCGGCAAGGUAAUGUUUGCUCUGAAGCAGCUGUGUGCGAGUCGCAACGACCAAAAGCACUAUGUCGGGACACGGGCGAUACCUCACCUAAUCGAGGGCUUGAAAGACCACGAUACAGACAUGAACUUGGAAUUCGUCUACCAGCAGUGUGCCAUCCUAAGUGUUCAUGGAACGCGCGACUUCCUGGAAUUGAGUGUCAAAGCCAAGCAGGAGCUGCAAAGCUGGUUCCUCCGCAGCGAGGAAAGCUCAGCUGAAAUGUGUAUCGGUUGGGUUUGGACUGCGCUGCAGACUGAUGCCAGGCACCUUUGGCAGCUUGCAGCGGAAUCCAUCAAGGUCCGCAAGAGUGCCCCGCCGCUUCCGCUGGACCUUCCUGGCUUGAAGCCGGACGCGAUGGAGCUGCCCUGGUGGUUUCCUGAUUCACAUCUCAGGGUUGGCCUUCUUCCGAAGCUUCGGCGCCAACUGCAGUCGCUGAUUGCAGGGCCCGAUGUAGUCGUGCCAACUGAUGCAGAUUUGCUCUGGUUGCGUCCUGCUUCGGCACAGCUUGGCCUCGCGCAGGCAUUGUGGAGAGACGUUCGACAGCAGCUUCUCUCUUCGGAGAGGGCGUUACGCCAAGGCGUUGCAGAGUUGUCGACAAUGGCAGAGGCAGCAAGAGCUUUGCUCAGCGCCGCCGCUCUCUCCCUGGCAGUGUCACCAAGCGACGGUGAGGCAGCUCUGCGAGCUUUGGCGCGGCUUUGUGCAGGACAUUGCGAUGAUCUUGCCCCACAGCUGCAGGAUGCGAUGCCUGUUCUGCUGUGGCUGGCGGAUGUGACAGGAGCUACUGGCAGGUGUGCCCCAGCGCAAGGCGGCACUGCAGAGCUGGCUGGGAAGCUCCUGGAGCAGCUGGGUUAUGCAUCCAUUGAGGGUGAUCCAGCCACUGCCGUCUACUUCCUAGCCGCUGCAGUGCUCCGGUCACCUUUCGAGGCGGCCACAUCAAGAUCCGUUUCCCCUUUGCUCACGAUGCUGGCUCGGCUCCUGUGCCAAUCGAUCGAAGCCGCCUCCACGCAGCUGGAGAAGCCAACCCUGAAAGAGGCAGAUGCCCUGGAGAGGCGAAACUUGAGAGCCUUGCGAGGGCCUCUGCGCCGAUGGCGGGACCAGCUGCACGAAGGUUCAAAGAAUAGCCAAGUCGCAGUGUGGGUCAGCAAUUGCAUCGAGGUGCUGGACGAGCUGUCGCUCUACUGA